AUGGCCUCCGCCCGCUCUCUGAUGCGCCUGGCAUCUGGCCGCUCUUACGCCCCGAAGGCCUCGACAUCACCGGGCCCGGAACCUGAGAACAUGCGCCAAGCGCAGCGUCCGCCCUCGGGACCCCUGCGUGCCCCCGUUGUCAACCCUACUGACAAGUACCAGCCCAUGGCUGAUAACCUCCACACCUACGGGCAAUACAUCAUGUCCUGCCUGCCCAAGUACAUCCAGCAGUUCACCGUGUGGAAGGACGAACUCACCGUGUACACCGCCCCAGCCGGUGUCGUCCCUGUGAUGAGCUUCUUGAAGAACCACACUGCCGCCGAGUUUACCCAGAUCUCCGAUAUCACUGGUGUCGACUUCCCCACCCGCGACCAGCGCUUCGAGGUCGUUUACAACCUUCUCAGUGUCCGCUACAACUCUCGCAUCCGUGUUAAGACCUAUGCGGAUGAGGCUACCCCCGUCCCCAGUGUCACCGGACUCUUUGAGGGUGCCCUGUGGUAUGAGCGUGAGGUCUACGACAUGUUCGGUGUCUUCUUCUCCGGACACCCUGAUCUGCGCCGCAUCAUGACCGACUACGGCUUCGAUGGCCACCCUCUGCGCAAGGAUUUCCCCUUGACUGGUUACACCGAGCUGCGCUACGACGAGGAGAAGAAGCGCAUUGUCAUCGAGCCCUUGGAGCUCACCCAGGCGUUCCGUAACUUCGAGAGCGGUUCCACCUCCUGGGAACCCGUGGGUGCUGGUCAAGACCGUACUCCCGAAUCCUUCAAGCUUCCUACUCCCAAGCCGGAAGAGAAGCCAGAGGAAAAGAAAUAG
Messenger RNA from Penicillium brevicompactum, 813 nucleotides. Its product is annotated as complex I 30 kDa subunit family protein. The coding region runs from base 1 to 813 and encodes 270 amino acids. The transcript is spliced from 4 exons. The record is from RefSeq and is a predicted model, not a curated record. Gene Ontology annotation, molecular function: NADH dehydrogenase (ubiquinone) activity. NCBI's taxonomy places the organism in Eukaryota, Fungi, Ascomycota, Eurotiomycetes, Eurotiales, Aspergillaceae.